Messenger RNA from Poeciliopsis prolifica (blackstripe livebearer), 1605 nucleotides. RefSeq names its product COBW domain containing (gene zng1a). Lineage: Eukaryota; Metazoa; Chordata; Actinopteri; Cyprinodontiformes; Poeciliidae. Bases 131 to 1228 code for a protein of 365 amino acids. The transcript has 16 exons. The record is from RefSeq and is a predicted model, not a curated record. Gene Ontology annotation, cellular component: cytoplasm.
GCUGUCAUAACUAUAAAUCGAGGGGCUGUAAAGCUCUUUGUGGGAGCAAAGUUGUCAAUCCGAGGUCGUUUUUUCACGCUUUUUGUGAAUUAAUAACUUAUGUUGCCGUGAUCACCCAUCAGCUUACAAAAUGGAGGAGGAGGAUGAUUGUCCAGAGUUGGUGCCCAUUGACAGCCAACCUGGUCUCCCAGCUCGACAGAUUCCUGUCACCAUCAUCACUGGCUACCUGGGGGCCGGGAAAACCACACUGCUGAAUUAUAUCUUGACGGAACAACACAACAAGCGGAUUGCUGUCAUUCUCAAUGAGUUUGGAGAAGGGAGCGCUCUUGAGAAGUCGCUGGCAGUGAGUCAGGCAGGGGAGCUGUAUGAGGAGUGGCUGGAGCUGAGAAAUGGCUGCCUUUGCUGCUCUGUCAAGGAUAACGGGCUCAAAGCCAUUGAAAACCUGAUGGAGAAGAAAGGAAAGUUUGACUACAUUCUUCUAGAAACAACAGGACUUGCUGAUCCAGGAGCUGUGGCCUCCAUGUUUUGGGUUGAUGCAGAGCUUGGCAGUGAUGUCUACUUAGAUGGAAUUGUGACUGUCAUUGAUGCAAAGUAUGGGCUUCAGCAACUAAAGGAGGAGAAAGCAGAAGGACUUGUCAAUGAGGCAUCCAGACAGGUUGCUCUCGCUGACCUCACCAUUAUCAAUAAAACCGAUCUGGUGGAGGAGGAGGAACUGAACCAAGUUCGAGACACUGUCAGGUCUAUAAAUGGUCUUGUUAAGAUUUUAGAGACCCAGAGAUCAAGAGUGGAUCUCUGUGACGUCCUGGAUCUGCAUUCAUUUGACUGUCAGGACGGAGCAAAACUCGCUGAGAAGCUCCAGCUUGCGAAACCGACCAGACCACACCUGGACAAGAGUAUUUUAACUGCGACGUUUGAGGUGACGGGAGACCUCUGUGAAGAUGCCCUAAAUACUUUCAUCCAAGAUUUGCUUUGGGAAAAGAAGUUCUGUAACAAAGCAGGGGAACCCAUGAGUGUCAUCCGGUUGAAGGGUAUAGUAUCAUUUGCAGGCAAAGCGCACCAAGUAAUGCUGCAGGGGGUCCAUGAGCUAUACGAGUUAAAUGAGACUCCACAACUUUGGGAGGAAAACCCACACACAAACAGGCUGGUGUUUAUAGGAAAGAACCUGGACAAGAACAUCCUGCAGCAGAUUUUUAUUUCUACUGUUGUGAUGGAUGGAGUUAAAAAAUAGGUUUUAAGCUCCUUUGUGAAAAUCUCUGUAGUUGAUUGUGUAGUAAGAAGGUUAUGGCAGAUUUCAUAUAACUGAUUAUGCUUCUCAAGCUCUAUUUUCUAUAGAUGACUGAAUGGAAGAAUAGAAAGUAAAAAUAACUGCAACUUCUUUAACCUGUGAUAUUUAAUCACAACCUCUACCUUUGAAAAAGCUAGAUAGUAAAAAAUUAAAGUGGAAAAAAAGUGUUUAACGCCUAAAGGAGUAAAGAGAGUGAUCAACAUAUUGCACUUUUUAAAUGAAACUUUAAAUGAGUUUGCCAGUAUUUACAUUUCUGAUACUCAAUUGGACUUGUAUUCAUAUCAGUUCUGUAUCUUCAAAUUAAUUUAAAUAAAUUAUCU